Portunus trituberculatus (swimming crab) is the source of this 4472-nucleotide messenger RNA. RefSeq names its product serine/arginine repetitive matrix protein 1-like. The transcript has 7 exons. Lineage: Eukaryota; Metazoa; Arthropoda; Malacostraca; Decapoda; Portunidae. Gene Ontology annotation, cellular component: plasma membrane. Bases 301 to 2766 code for a protein of 821 amino acids. Gene Ontology annotation, biological process: neuron projection development. The record is from RefSeq and is a predicted model, not a curated record.
UGAGGGUGGUGGUGUGCCCCGCCCAUCUCGCCCACACCCACCACCACAACCACCCCCAACCACCACCACCACCACCACCCACCUUCUUUUAUCCUCUAAACAUGACCUGACCGUAACUCGAACACCACGCCAUGGAUCGCGACAUAUCCCUUGCCCCGCCUACCUGAGUGUACCUGCGUGUACCGGGACGUACCUGGGCGUAGCUGGGUGUACCUGGUCACCUGUGUACCGUCAGUGUACCGUCAGUGUGUGAGGUACCAUUCAAAAGGCAACUCCAGCAUGGCGUGGUAGGGGCGUGGCAUGCCGGGCCGCGCUGCCACGGCCACGGUGGUGGAGGACGGCCUGAUGGGGCCACAGGAUGAGGCCGACACGUAUGGGUUCACGCCGCCCAGACCACCACCUGGCCCCCGCCGCUGGUCCAGCAGCCACAGCCUGCCAGCACCCUCCUCCCCACCCCCAUCCCGCCCUACUGGUCACACCGCUCCCCGGCCCCAGACCUACCGCAACUUGAGGGGCAUUCUGACCAAGGCUACCCCUGAGGAUGGCCCUCGGCGUGGUGGUUCUGUCAGGGACUACCAGGACCCCGGCCCUCGUACCCCCAGAGACUAUCAGGAGGGUCCCCGGUGGGCCAGUAGGACCUACCCUGAGGCCCCGCCCACCAGGGCCUCCCGGGACUACCACUAUGACCACACUGGCCCCAGGGACUACCACAAGGCCUCCCGCAGUGCCAGGGACUACCAAGGGGUGGCCAGGGACACCAGGGUGCUGGACUCCCCCCGGGGCACCAAGGAGUACCUUGACACCACCAGGGAAGGGGUGGAGUACCCUUCAAUCCCGCGGGACGGCAGCUUCAGCCCCUCCAAGGCAACCCGCAGCUACCAGGACUUGGCUCGCCCAUCCGGGGAAUACCAGAACGUGUCCCGCACCACCAGGGCCUACCAGGACACUGUCACCACCCCACGGGGCACCAAGGACCUGGAGGGCAUCCCCAGGGCUGCCUCCAGGGACUACAGCAAGAACGUGCCGCGGCCUCGCUCCAUCCGCACCCACCAGACCACCUUCAAGGAUGCCCCCACCAGGGAGUACCAGGACCGGCCCCGCUCCUCCUCCACCAGGAGCUACCAGGAUAACCAUCGAGGCAGCACCAGGGACUCCUCCCGGGGCAGCACCAGGGAGUACCCAGACUCCAGCCGGGGCAGCAGCAGAGAGCACCACACAGCCCGCACCAAUGGAGACUACCAGGACCUGACCCGCCCCGCCAGGGACCACAACUCACCCCGCUCCAUCCCCAGGGACUACCAGGACCUGACCCGCCCUGCCAUCAGAGACUGCCACGACACUACCAGGAGCACCAGGACCUACCAGGACACCAGCAGGGCCACCCGGGCCUACCAAGACCUCCCCCCCCACCUCCUCACCAGGGACCACCAGGGAUCAGGCCGGGUCACCAAGGGGUACCAGACCAUGCCCCGCUCCAGCAGGGAGUACCAGGACACCAGUACAAAGGCCACCAGGGACUACACGGACAGGGGCGGACGGGCGGCAAGCACCAGGGACACACUGCCGUCCUCUCGCCCCUUCAGGGACUACCAGGGCACCAGGGGCUCCAGGUCAGACUCCCUCCAGCCUCUCAAGGGAAUGAAGGAGGAGAAGGAAGAGGAGGAAGAUGUCAUGGCUCACUGGGAUUCAGAAAGAGGAGAGAAAGGAACAGCAGAGAGAGGAGAGAGAGGCAACUAUAACUACCACAGACAAAGCUCUCCCUCCCCCAACGACACCCGCACCCUGCCCCUCCCCCUGCCACGCACCCCCGUCACCCCACACACACCCCACACCCCUCACCACUACUCAGGUCAGGACACCCGCCCCGCCGCCUCCCCAUCCCCCUCCUCGCAUCACCCCAACCAGUCAUCACCGCCACUCCACAACCACCACAACACCUCCACCAGCUACCACCACAUCCACAGUUACCAGGUGUCCAGUGGCAGCAGACAGGCACUCGUACGCCCCGUUCACUCCAACCAAGGCCAACACAAAUGCCGGGACUGCCUGGGGUGUGUCCCGUAUGCCACCCUCAUUGCCACUGUGAUGUGCUGUGUGGGUGUGGGUGUGUUCUGUGGCACCAUGCACAGGGGCACCACUCUCACCCUGCGCCUCUUUCGAGAAGUGUUCAACCUUCACAUCUCAUGGAUGGAGCCCGUACAGCUGUCGUUCAUGAUGGUGGGGGCCGGCAUGGGUGGUCUGGGGCUAUUGAUACUCUUGGUGGGGUGUCUGUCCAGCGGUAAUACUCUGCGCCGUGUCUACAGCUCGUGGAGGGCCAGACUUGGAGGAAAAAUUACCUGUGCUCUGCUGAUGGGCGUGGCAUACCUCCUCACGCUGGCCUGGCUGCUCAUGUUUGCUGGCCUUGUUGCCAUCACUGUCUUCUACACGCUGGCCUGGUUCCAGUGCAUCCACGUGCCACACACUGAAUGCAUCGACUACAAUCAAUUCAGGUUUUUGUUCCCCCGCACCACCAUUGAGGAGGAGAAACGGGUGUGUUCCGGGGGCAAGAGGAAGCUGUUCUGUAAGGACUUUGUCAACAACGGAGAAAUACUGUGUCUCUUGGCCACUGCCUCAGCCCUACUUGUCAUUCUUUCCCUGGUGCACUAUCUGAUGUGUCUUGCUGCAAACUACACCCACAUCAAGGACCACGGCAAGCUGAUGGAGCUGCAGGAGAUGCAGUUCCUUCAUGAGUCUGAGAUGUCCACGCUGCCCAAGGACCGAUUCUAGACCAGGGAGGCCACAGACAUUGCCUGAGAAGACACACAGAGGUGCAUGUCACACCAGGACAAGAUAAGGACAUGGUGUUACAAAAUAUGGACCAAAGAUAAGGAUAAGAUAUCAAACAUGGAGUUAUCAAAUGUAGAGCAAUGAUGACAGCAAAGAUAAGGACAGGGUACCAUCAAGUCUAGACCAAACAUAAUACCAGUGAUAAAGAUGAUAUGAAGGGCAUGGUAUUACAACACUGUAUCUAGACCAGAGAUAACACACUAUUACACAAGCAUGGCGAGAGAGCAAAGUGUUACAGUUAACAAGCCUCUCCCUCUCUCUCACUGUGGAAAACAUAACUAUGUUGUCUUCAAUUGUAAUGUAACUUUUUUUUAUGAAUGAGAGACACUGGCCCAGGGUUACAAAGUGAAAGAAAAAGGCCCACUCAGGUACCAGUCCCCAAAGAGAUAAGCCAUUACUGUUGUUGUUGUUGUUGUUAUUAUUAUUAUUACUAUUAUUAUAUCAUUAUUACUAUUAUUACAAAUAUAAAAAGAAAGAAUCAAAUAGUAAUAAUGAUGGUGUAUGUAAAGAUUUAAGUCUGUCACUUAAAGUUGCUUGAAAAAUAGUUGUUUCCCAUAGUGAGUGAGACAUACAUACAUAAAUACACACAGACAUACAUAGUACAUACAUACAGACAGACAGACAGACGUACAUAUAUUUUUAAGUUUUACCGCAAUUUACGUCUUGCCAAAAUAUAUGAAAUAAACAUGCCACAUGUGCAGUGUCCUUGUGUUCUGAAGUGAAGGUGGAUGCACUGCUGACAAAAUUUAAACAGAGAGUAACAAGAUCAAUUAAAAAGGGCCACUGAUUGAUUGAUACAUUGGCUCUGUUCUGUGCUGGUGGUGGUGCCCUAAAGCUCUGUGUGUGUGUGUGUGUGUGUGUGUGUGUGUGUGUGUGUGUGUGUGUGUGUGUGUGUGUGUGUGUGUGUGUGUGUGUGUGUUUUGAGUUGACGCUGACCUCUCAUAAUAUAUUUUUCUAUUGUCCAGAGUGUUGUCUGCCUUUCAAAGCUUCAUUCUGACCUGCAUAUCUUACUCAUGAAAAGCUUGCUGUUUGUACAAUAUUCAUGCAUCAAUUGUCUCUUUCACUGUUUGUUAUCAUUUUGUAUACACCCCAAUAAUUAUCACUAUCGUCUUUUUCACAGAAGUAUCUUUCGUUUUUACUUAUUUGAAUAAUAUUUUUACUCUCUCUCUCUCUCUCUCUCUCUCUCUCUCUCUCUCUCUAUUCUCCCAAUCUAUUUCUCCCUUUAUUUCUAGUAGUCUAUCCUUCUAUCUAUUCAUCUUUACUAGUUCUGUCUGUAGUAGUAAUCAUAGUAGUGUGCGUAUCUCUGCAUCAACUAAUGAGUGUUUGCAUUACACUGCAUCACAUUCCAGCCUGUCCAAUACUUUGCCAGCCAACACCUCAGUGCACAACAUUCCAUGCCUCCCCAGUCUUGCCUCCAUCCACACUGUGUCAACAUAACCUUGCCAGUUCCUUACAACAAUGCUGAGCUUCUGACGUGCCUCAUAACCUAACCUAACACUGUACCACUAGCUGCACCUCAUCUGUCUGGUCUUGCUUUUCUCUACCAGUAUACUGUACCACACACACACACACACACACACACACACACACACACACACACACACACACACACACGCCCGGUAGCUCAGUGGUUAGAGCGCUGGCUU